This is a messenger RNA of Ilex paraguariensis (yerba mate), 828 nucleotides long. NCBI's taxonomy places the organism in Eukaryota, Viridiplantae, Streptophyta, Magnoliopsida, Aquifoliales, Aquifoliaceae. The record is from the annotation of a GenBank genome assembly.
AUGGCCUCUAGUAUAAGAAAGAAUUUUCUAACACUUUUUCUCGCCGGCCUUCUCGCGGGGGCACUGCCGUCAUUGGCUGUGGGUCAGAACUGCGGUUGUGCUGCAGACCUGUGCUGUAGCCAAUAUGGUUAUUGUGGCACUGGAAAUGACUAUUGUGGCGCAGGGUGCCAGGAGGGCCCUUGUUUUGCACCACCCAGUACUAAUGAUGUUUCAGUUGCUGAUAUCGUGACAGAUGCUUUCUUUAAUGGGAUUGCUAAUCAAGCUGGCUCCGGCUGCGCCGGGAAAGGCUUCUACACACGAGCGGUAUUUCUGGAAGCCCUGAAUUCAUAUUCACAAUUUGGCAGGGUUGGUUCCAUUGAUGAUUCUAAGCGUGAGAUCGCAGCUUUCUUUGCUCAUGCCACUCAUGAGACUGGACACUUUUGCUAUAUAGAGGAGAUAGAUGGUCCUUCUAAGGACUAUUGCGACGAGUCUAAUACACAGUAUCCCUGUGCACCUAACAAGGGUUACUAUGGACGAGGUCCACUUCAACUAUCAUGGAAUUACAACUAUGGGCCAGCCGGAAGGAGCAUAGGGUUCGAUGGACUAAACAAUCCUGAGAUCGUCGCCACAGACAGCCUUGUGUCCUUCAAGGCCGCCUUGUGGUUUUGGAUGAAUAGAGUUCACACCAUCAUAACUUCUGGCCAAGGGUUUGGAGAAACCAUUCGCGCCAUUAAUGGCCGACUUGAAUGUGAUGGUGCAAAUCCUGAUACUGUAAAUGCCCGUGUUGCAUAUUACACAGACUAUUGUAGCCAACUUGGUGUUUCUCCCGGGGAUAAUCUGAGAUGUUAG